UAUAAAGUGACGACUGUGCCUGGUAUAGAAUACAUACACUGCAUUUCGUUGCAACACAUACACACCAAGCUAAGAUCGUCGAUGGCGAAGCAAGGGGUUGCUCCCAUGCUUGCCGUGCAGGCGCUGGUCGUCCUUGUUGCCCUCGCAGCAUUUCCAGCAGCGCAGUCUAUCGGCGUCUGCAACGGCGUGAUCGGCAACAACCUGCCGGCGCCCAGCGAUGUCGUUAAGCUCUACAAAUCCAAGGGCAUCAACGCCAUGCGGAUCUACGAGCCGGAGAGCAACGUCCUCAAGGCGCUCAGCGGCACGGGCAUCGGCCUCCUCAUGGACGUCGGCAACGGCGCGCUAACCAGCCUCGCCAACGACCCCUCCGCCGCGCCCGCCUGGGUCAAGGCCAACGUCCAGCCCUACCCGGGCGUCUCCUUCCGCUACAUCGCCGUGGGCAACGAGGUCAUGGACAGCGCCGGCCAGAAGACCAUCCUCCCGGCCAUGAAGAACGUACAGGCGGCGCUCGUGGCCGCCGGCCUCGGCGGCAGCGUCAAGGUGUCCACGUCGUUGCGGUUCGACGUGGUCAUCGACACCUACCCGCCCUCCAACGGCGUGUUCGCGGACCUUGACUACAUGGGGCCCAUCGUGGACUUCCUGGCGAGCACCGGCGCGCCGCUGCUGGCCAACGUGUACCCCUACUUCGCCUACAAGGGCGACCCGCAGAACAUCAAGCUCAACUACGCCACCUUCAUGCCGGGCACCACCGUGAACGACGACGGCAACGGCCUGACCUACACCAACCUCUUCUACGCCAUGGUCGACUCCAUCUAUGCCGCGCUGGAGGACGCCAACAAACCGGGGGUGAAGGUCGUCGUGUCCGAGAGCGGAUGGCCGUCGGCUAGUGGCUUUGGGGCGACGAUGCAGAACGCGCAGGCAUACAACCAGGGAUUGAUCAAACAUGUCGGCAAUGGCACGCCCAAGAGGCCCGGGCCGUUGGAGACGUACGUGUUCGCCAUGUUCAACGAGAACCUGAAGACAGGGGAACCGACAGAGAACCACUUUGGGCUGUUCAAUCCGGACAAGUCGCCGGCCUACUCCAUUAGCUUCUGAGUACACGACGACCGGUGGAUAUUCUGUGUCCGAAUAAGCUGCGUGGUAAUGCAAAAUGCAUGCACUUCAGUCAA
Triticum urartu is the source of this 1169-nucleotide messenger RNA. RefSeq names its product glucan endo-1,3-beta-glucosidase GIII. Gene Ontology annotation, molecular function: hydrolase activity, hydrolyzing O-glycosyl compounds. The record is from RefSeq and is a predicted model, not a curated record. Gene Ontology annotation, biological process: carbohydrate metabolic process. NCBI's taxonomy places the organism in Eukaryota, Viridiplantae, Streptophyta, Magnoliopsida, Poales, Poaceae.